GUACUGCAAUGUUUGAUAAAGAUAUUCAGUUAAAUAAUUCUGAAGACAAUUUUAAUAUUGAAGAUAAUCUUGAGGAUAAUCUUGAAGAUAAUUCUAUUAUGAAUGAUCUAUCUAAAGUCGAUUCUAGUAUGCUAGAAAUUAAGAAUAGUAUUAAUUUGAAUUUUGUUUUGAAUAAUACGAAUUAA
Messenger RNA from Scutellospora calospora, 185 nucleotides. The record is from the annotation of a GenBank genome assembly. NCBI's taxonomy places the organism in Eukaryota, Fungi, Glomeromycota, Glomeromycetes, Diversisporales, Gigasporaceae.